AUGUCACCGCGAUUGCAUAUUCAGGAGCUGGAUGAGAACCUGUCCGACGACGAUGAGGAUCUCGAUGGCUUUGAGGCCGAUGACGCCGGCGAGGAUGAGGCUGAUCUCGACGCUGCCGAGAAUGCCGCAGGCACCUCGGAGAUCUCGCAGAACAAAAAGGCCAUUCUGAAGGAGAUCGAGGAGCACAAGAAGCAGCUCGAGGCUCUGAAGGAGAAGGACCCCGAGUUCUACAAGUAUCUGCAGGAGAACGACCAAGGGCUGCUCGACUUUGAGGACGAUGGCAUGGACGAUGACGAUGAUGAAGACGAAGAUGCUGAAGAUCUCGCCGGCGAUGACGAUGACGAUCAGGGAAUGGACGAAGACGACGCACAAGUCCACGACAACGUCGUUACCAAGACAAUGGUCUCGGCCUGGAAGGAUUCGCUGAUCAAGACACAAUCCCUGCGUGCUGCCAAGCGCAUUCUGCUUGCCUUCAAAGCCGCCACCACUCUCGACCAGUCCGAGGACGAGUCGAAGGCAUCGCUUGCAUAUGUUGUUGAUGAUACCACCGUCUUCAAUUCUGUCGUUCUGACAACCAUAAAAUACGUACCCUCUGUCUUCAACACCCACCUGGGCGUCACUGCCGAGAAACCGUACGUUCCCAAAAUUCCACAGUCGGGUGGCAAGUGGAAGAAGAUCCAUCCUCUCGCCAAGUCCUUUAUUGGCAAUCUCGUGAAGCUGCUCAGUCAAAUUACGGACACGACCAUGCUUCAGUUCGUCCUGCGCGAGUCCGAGGCGCUGAUUCCGUAUAUUGUCUGCUUCCCGAAGCAAGGCAAAGGGUAUUUGAAGGAACUGCUGAAACUGUGGACGUCGGCAAAUGAGCAAAUCCGCAUUGUUUCGUUCCUGUGCAUGCGCAAGCUCGCUGUCACCCAGCCCACACCCUAUCUUGACUCGUGUCUCAAGGGCGCCUAUCUAGCAUACGUCAGCCAGAGCAAGAUCACCAACGUCUACACCUGGACCCAGAUUGACUUUUCUGCCGGGUGCCUGGUGGAACUCUGUGGGCUGCACCCCGUCUCGACCUACCAGCACGCGUUUGUGUACAUCCGGCAGCUCGCAAUUCAUCUGAGAAAUGCCAUCACCCAGAAGACCAAGGAGUCGUUCAAAAUGGUGUACAACUGGCAGUUCCUGCACUCGCUUCGCCUCUGGUCGCGCGUCAUGCAGACAUAUUGCGACCGAAGCUCUGGGGCAGAGCCCUCGAGCGGGAUGAGCAUGCGCCCCUUGAUCUACCCAUUCGUUCAAGUGGCCCUGGGUGCCCUCCGCCUGAAGCCCUCGGCCAAGUUCUUCCCCUUCCGAUUCCACAUCGUGCGACUACUGAUCCAGCUGUCCAACAAGACGGGCACGUACAUCCCCCUGGCAGCACAGCUGUUCGAGGUCUUUGAGAGCGCCGAGCUGCGAAACAAAGCCAAGCCCUCGACCGCCAAGCCUAUGGACUUUAUCCACAGCAUCAAGGCCCCUAACAACUAUUUGGGCACGCGCGUGUACCAGAACAACGUCGUCGACGAGGUGGUGGGGCUGAUGUCGGACUACUUUGCCUCGUUUGCGCUGUCGAUCUCGUUCCCGGAGUUGGUGGUGCCGGCGAUCAUCCAGAUCAAGCGCUUUGUCAAGAAAAGCAAAAACUUUACGGCCAACAAGCAGCUCCAGCAGCUGGUUGAGAAGCUCGAGCAAAACAGCCAAUUCAUCGAAUCGCGACGGUCUAACGUCGACUUUAGUCCACGCGACGAGGGCAAAUGCAUGAACUUCCUCCAGGACCUGGAUCCGGCAGUGUCGCCGCUGUACAAGUACAACGCCGCCCGACAAAAGCUGAAGGACCAGCAGAAUGCCAAACUCGUCGAGUCCGACGAAGACGAGGAGGAAGACGAGCUGGAGGCCGAACUGGAGGGCGAAGACGAGGACGAGGACGAGCUCGAAAUGGAGUAG
Polychytrium aggregatum is the source of this 1956-nucleotide messenger RNA. RefSeq names its product Noc2p family-domain-containing protein. Gene Ontology annotation, cellular component: Noc2p-Noc3p complex; nucleoplasm; nucleolus. The transcript has 10 exons. NCBI's taxonomy places the organism in Eukaryota, Fungi, Chytridiomycota, Chytridiomycetes, Polychytriales. Gene Ontology annotation, biological process: ribosomal large subunit biogenesis. The coding region runs from base 1 to 1956 and encodes 651 amino acids. The record is from RefSeq and is a predicted model, not a curated record.